AUGUGGCCCCACCAGAUGCUCCACCUCCCCGCCGCCGGCUACCGGACAAUCGCUCCAGACCUCCGCGGAUACGGCAGAACUAACACACCUACCUCUACCGCUGAUUACAUCGUGUUUCACAUCGUUAUAGACCUCAUGUGCCUCCUUGAUGCGCUGGGGCUCGAUCAGGUGUUCCUUGUGGCGUACGAUUGGGGAGCGAGUAUCGCUUGGAACUUUUGUUUGUUGCGGCCUAAUCGGAUUAAGGUGUUGGUGAAUAUGAGUGUUGUGUUUAGACCUAGGAAUCAGGUUCGGAAGCCGAUUGAGUCGAUGCGCAAGGUGUUUGGGAAUGAUUAUUAUACAUGCAGUGGUUCAGAUUUGUUUAUGACUUCGGUUCAUGAAUAUCUGAGCAAUGGAUGCGGUGGUGGUUGGGUGUUGGUGGUGGGAGAUGGGAUGUGGCGGAUGAAGGUUGGUGGUGGGAGGUUGUGGCGGCAGUUGAAAGGUAGUGGUGGGAGGUUGCGACGGUGGGUGUUGGUGGUGGGAGGCGGAGGUGGUAGUGAAAGGUAG
This is a messenger RNA of Helianthus annuus (common sunflower), 543 nucleotides long. RefSeq names its product epoxide hydrolase A. Lineage: Eukaryota; Viridiplantae; Streptophyta; Magnoliopsida; Asterales; Asteraceae. Gene Ontology annotation, molecular function: hydrolase activity. The record is from RefSeq and is a predicted model, not a curated record. The coding region runs from base 1 to 543 and encodes 180 amino acids. The transcript has 3 exons.